Paramormyrops kingsleyae is the source of this 1764-nucleotide messenger RNA. It is a transcript of the gene ved, whose product is annotated as ventrally expressed dharma/bozozok antagonist. Gene Ontology annotation, biological process: spinal cord motor neuron cell fate specification; central nervous system development; neuron projection morphogenesis. Gene Ontology annotation, molecular function: sequence-specific double-stranded DNA binding. The record is from RefSeq and is a predicted model, not a curated record. NCBI's taxonomy places the organism in Eukaryota, Metazoa, Chordata, Actinopteri, Osteoglossiformes, Mormyridae. Gene Ontology annotation, cellular component: nucleus.
CACUGGAGCCAGGAAUUAAUAGGCUCAUUCAGAGUCGAAUGAGACGUCUUAAUUACCACACUUGUGAAAACUGGGGGGGUGGGAGUGGCAGGGGGAGGGUGCUGCCUUUGAUCCCUGCUCAAGUGAAUCACAAAUGAAGAAGGGAUCCCCUUCAUAAAUAGCAGAGCCCAGCUCCAGAGGCGAGUGACAUCAUUUCCACAGGCACAUCUCCAGCUCGAGCCGCACAGGAGGACAAAGCAAGGCACACUUUCUUUGGGACCUGCACACUCCUCUCACUUCCAGCAGCUGUGAAAGUAGGCUGCAGCAGAAUCUGUUGCUGUCAGAGCCAGGUUACUUGCCAUUCUUUUGGAUUUGGGAAGCAUAACGAGGCCAUGAAGGGCCCCUUCUCCAUCGAAUGGUUGUCCCAGAGCAGCCGUGAUACAGCCAGCCAGACUACGAGGACCUCGGCUGGAACGUGGCCUUCCAGCGCCCAGGCGGGCCUGUGCAGCUCCAGUACCGCACCAGAGAGCCUUCCUGGCUUCUACUGCAGCAAGAGGGAGGCCGGUGCAGACGCCCGACAGACGGCACACGGCUCUCCCAGCGCCCAGGGCCAGGGCCCCAGCUCCAGUGCCCAGAGUGCACCCCACAACACCCAGGCAGAGGUAGGCUUCAGCAGCAGCGCAGACGAGGAGGAGACGUCAGGGUACGAGAGCGAGGGCGGGGGCUCCCCCUCGCGGGCCGUGGCUGAGAACGCGGCGGCCGACUCCCCCGCCGCCAGCCGCCGGCCGCGUACAGCUUUCACCGUGGAGCAGAUCAACCGCCUGGAAAAAGCUUUCAAAAAAAACGCAUACCUUGGCAGCCACGACAAGGCAGAGCUGUGUCAGAGACUGCGGCUCUCCGACAAACAGAUAAGGAACUGGUUCCAGAACCGGCGAAUGAAGCUGAAACGGACCCUUCAGGAUGCCCUGGCCCAAGCCUGCCAAGCGAAAGUCGCUUCACAGCUGAUGCACUACCCCGAACUGCAAGCUUUCAGGUCGUCUCCAUAUCCCAACUACUAUCCUGUCCAGGAAACCACAGCCUCUUACCUACCUCCAUCCGGCCUGCACUACACCUCAUCUCCUGCAGUGGGCGCCAUCCCUGCUUUGCCUGUUGACUCUCUCUACCAGUUCAGUGGUUUACCCUGCCUGGUACCACCCCCUGGAGGACCCCCACUCAUGCCUUACCAGCCAUACCCUCCUCAUUACUAAAAACACUGGGUUGUGGCUGUGUGUAACUCUGGGGGCCUGUAUCAAGAAGCUGGAUUUCUUGCUUAUCUAGAUGACUUGUCAGAUUUAAGGUAUACCAGGUUAGAUAGACUUUAAUUUUGUUAGUUUAUAAUUAGCCCAGACUACCUUAAAUCUGACCGAUAAUCCAGUCAAGCAAAAAAUCUGGCUUUGUGAUACAGGCCCCAAACCUUGUUGCUUUUACCAAUACAUUUUAUUUGUAAAGUAAUGUUAUAAAAAAGAGAUUUAUUGAUGUAUUAGUGUGAUCUGAUUAUAUUUUCCAGUGCAAUUCAGCACUGUGGUUUCUGAUAUUUCUUGUGUUUGAAAUUCCCAUGUGUGCAAUGGACAAUCUCAGCCUAUUUAAAAACAGAAUUGAGUAUACUGUUCAGCAUGUAAUUCUUUCUCUUACAUUUAUUUUUGUUGUAAUGUUGUAUUUGCUAUUUAAAUGCUAAUUGUACAUAGUUAUUCAGUGUCCCUGUGCACGGAAGUAAACAUUUGCUUACAAUAAAAAAAUAUACAUUUU